Messenger RNA from Magnolia sinica, 678 nucleotides. RefSeq lists its product as uncharacterized. NCBI's taxonomy places the organism in Eukaryota, Viridiplantae, Streptophyta, Magnoliopsida, Magnoliales, Magnoliaceae. Bases 1 to 678 code for a protein of 225 amino acids. The transcript has 2 exons. The record is from RefSeq and is a predicted model, not a curated record.
AUGGCAAACGCCUUGGUUGAGGAAGUAUCACUGGGAAAAAAAUCUGACAACGCUUUUCGAGAAGCUAGUAUGAAUAAAGUAGCAAAAAUUGUGAUGGAGACAUUUUCUGUGCAAGUGGAUAAAGAAAAGUGCAGGAAUCGGUUACGAACGCUUAAAAAGAAAUAUAACUUGGCAAAGCUUGCACUUAGCAAAAGUGGCUUCGGUUGGGAUGAAGAAAGAAAAUGUGUUACCACUGAACUAGACAUUUGGGAUGAAUUCAUCAAGGUAAAACCUAAAGCUAUUCAUAUCAGAAACAAGCCAUUCCCACUGCUAUCUCAGUUUGAUAUUAUAUGUGGGGACGAUUCUGCUACCAGGAACGUAGCACGAACUACAUCCGAUCUUGAGGAAGAAGUCCUCCAUUCAUCUCAUUACAUGGAUGACAUCCCAUUGUCCUCGUACCCCUCUAGAUCAUAUACACCAUUUGCACCAUGCGAUGAUGUAUAUUUCGACGGAACACAAGGUCAAUAUCAAUAUGGCGAAGGUAGCGGUCAAAGGGAUGUGAGAAACUCUACUCCAAGGCCAUUAAAGAAGAAGAAGAAUGCUUCUAUUGCAUCAACUGUUAUUGAAAAGUUUGAACGCAUGCAGGAAACAAUGGAUGAAUAUGUUUCAUUCAAAACUAAAACAGCAGGAAGACUCUAG